CUCCAUUUCAUUCGUAGGCUAAAAUCAUAAUCGAACGUAUGCAUGAGCUUCUAAUGAUCGACGUUUCUGUCAAGGAUCUCAUAAUUAAGGCCUUUGGAAGGCGCAAUUUUUAAAAGUGUUAUUUGUUAGUGUUUUUGAUCGUCGCUGGAUACAUUUUGUGAGAAUGGCAGGAAUUGGAAUGGCCAAUGAGACACACCAUGUGAUUGACACAGAGGUGUGUCAGCUAAACGUAUACGUGCAGGGUAGAAUAAUGCCUCAAAAACCAGUGUUCCUUACCUGUCAUGAUUUGGGAUGCAAUCACUACCAAUAUGAAGAAUUUGUGGCGCAUUCUAAAAUGAUUCCAAUUAUGCAACGAUCCACUUGGGUCCAUAUUGAUUUACCAGGUCAAGGAGAUGGUGAAGAAGAACUACCUGGAACGUAUGUGUUUCCUCCAAUCAAUCAACUACCUGAUGCAUUUCGUGAUGUACUGGAACAUUUAAAAAUAAAGCAAGUCGUUCUUUUCGGUGAAGGAGCUGGUGCGAAUAUACUGGCACGUUUUGCGAUUGCUUAUGACAAUUUAGUGCUUGGAGCAAUACUCAUCAAUUGUACUGGCUCACCGGCUACAUUUACAGAAUCUGUUAGAGAUAAGCUAAUGAACUGGAAACUCAGCUCUUCAGGAAUGAAUGCAGCCACUGAAAGCUUUCUUAUCGUACAUCGUUUUGGUUCAGUAGUUGAAACUGACAGUGAAGUCGAGCUACGCAAUGCUGUUGAAAGUUUUCGUCAAAAUCUGCGUCAUUCAAUUAAUCCGAAAAAUUUGAAUAAAUUUAUCACUUCUUAUAUGCAGCGAAAAAAUCUCUCUGACAGUCUUCCGAGCUUAAAAUGUCCUGUACUGCUAAUCGCUGGUUCUCUCGGCUCACAUCAUAAAAAAUGUCGUCAGUUAUUUGAAGAUCUAGAAAAAAUUCGCCGUGAUUCUGCCGGUAGUGGUCAGUCGACUACAAGUGAAUUUGUAAUGAUUGAUGAUGUAUCAAAUGUUCUCACUGAGAGACCGGACAAAGUGGUUGACAGUAUGCAGUUCUUUUUGCAAGGCCUUGGAUUACUGAGUAAUUUAAAACUACAAAAAACACCAAUGCAGUUGAACCGUCGAAUGUCUAUGGAAGAUUAUGAUAGACCAUUGGGGAAAACACAUUUCGUUAGUCGAUUAUCCCAACAAGUCCCAGAGGAGAAUACAACUUAAAUAAUAAUCAUAAUAAUAAUCAUGAUAAUAAUGACAAUAAUAGUAAUGAUAAAAUAGUAAAACAUAAUCAAGCGAUUUAAUAACCAUUUGUUUGUUUGUUUGUUCUGUUUGUCUGUUCCAGUGUUUGUAUGUAUGUGUGAAUGUAUGCAUGCAUGAUUGAAGGAUAGUGUAUGAUGCAUUCAUCAGUAGUAUGAAUGACUUGAAAUUUAAGUGCGUAUGACUUAGAUUGUUUGGGGAUAUUUAUGGGAUUAUUUAUUAUUAUAUAUAUUCGUUUGUGUGUGUGAUAACAUUUUAGCAGAAAAAAAAAAGUGAGAAAAAUGUAUCAUUUUUACAGAUUAGUAAUGGAAUUAUUCUUAAUACUACCACUACUAUUACUACUAAUACUAAUACGAAUACUAAUCUAAUUCAAAAUUAACUCUGAGAGUUAAAACCCCUAUUAUAAAACAUUAUAUCAGUAGUAUAGUUAGAAAUCGCAAGGAUAAAUCUUAGAAUACUCUUUAGAAAGACGAUAUUCUCAUACACUUCUUAAGUUACAUUAUCGUUUCUGCUUGAUAUUCCAUUAUGGUAGGUAAAUAUAUAUAUACCUAUAGAUAUGUACUCGAAUAUCCUUUAUGAGCGUCUUGUUUUUUUAUAAAUCUCUUCCCCUAACCCCCAGCCCUCCCCAACUUCUGCUGGAUACUACUAGUAGAAUGUAAACAAGAACACAAAGAGUACACAGGAUGAUUGAGUCAUCCUUCUGUUCUACUUCUUUAUCUUUCUGUCGUUCGAUUACUUUCCUUAUUGAAUAUAUAUAUAUAUAUAUACAUAUAGAUCCUGGUCAUUAAUAUUCUCACUCACUGUGUUCCUUUGUCUGGUUAAAUUCUUUUUUAAAACUGAAUAUAAAAUGUUGUUAUUGAGUAUUUUAUUGGUGAAAGAGUUUAAAUGAAAUAAAAUUUUGAAAAAA
Messenger RNA from Trichobilharzia szidati, 2156 nucleotides. Lineage: Eukaryota; Metazoa; Platyhelminthes; Trematoda; Strigeidida; Schistosomatidae. The record is from the annotation of a GenBank genome assembly.